Eimeria mitis is the source of this 738-nucleotide messenger RNA. RefSeq lists its product as uncharacterized. The record is from RefSeq and is a predicted model, not a curated record. NCBI's taxonomy places the organism in Eukaryota, Apicomplexa, Conoidasida, Eucoccidiorida, Eimeriidae.
AUGGGUCAUCCUGCAACGCCCGCAGGCGGAGAUGAACAGGCGGCAGCUCGACCCGUUUUGGGUUCUUUUGCAAAUGUUUCUUCAUUCGUUUCUGAAGAUUUGAACGUCGGUUUCCCUGUAAAUACUUGGGAGCAUCCAUUCGGCCUCCCUGGUGCUGCUGAUGCCGCCACAAGCGCGCAUACACGGGGCCCCCCAACGCCUCGGCAUUCAGGCUUGCGCUCAUUAACCUUUGUUACUGCGCUCGUCUUCGCCUCAGCUUUAGCUGUCGUAUUCCUCAUCACCCUCUGUAGACAGUUGAACAGCAAAGCUGCCACCCGCAGGCUAUCAGACCAAGAAGAUGGUCAUCGUAGCCCCCGUGCAAUCGACGUUUGUGAUGAGGAGCUUGAGGAGGAUACCCAGCAGGCCGAUGAAGAUCCUGUUGAAGGACCCUCUGGGGGGCCCCCUGAAAGCACCUCUGAGGGGCCCCUGAGGGGCCCCCCAGAGACCCCUCAGAGGCCAACGACACCAGAAGCGGGGGCAUCACGCAAACGCGGCAUCGACAGCAGCAAACAGGGCGGACAAAAGGGGGCAAAGAAAGCGAAAGCCGCUUACGCAAACGCGGCAUCGACAGCAGCAAACAGGGCGGACAAAAGGGGGCAAAGAAAGCGAAAGCCGCUUCUAUCACUGGGCCGGAUGGAGACACGGCAGCGCAGCAGCAACAGCAGGAGGAGGAGCAGCAGAUGGAGGAGGAGCCGCUGA